Messenger RNA from Mollisia scopiformis, 1762 nucleotides. RefSeq lists its product as uncharacterized. Bases 211 to 1623 code for a protein of 470 amino acids. The transcript has 4 exons. NCBI's taxonomy places the organism in Eukaryota, Fungi, Ascomycota, Leotiomycetes, Helotiales, Mollisiaceae. The record is from RefSeq and is a predicted model, not a curated record.
CAGCGCAUCAAUUCAGUCCGGCUAGCUGGAAUUGGGAGACAUGAGGCUGACGCCGCCCGAAUAGCCUAUGAUUUCCCAACGGAGUGCCAUUCCCGUCAUUCCCCAAGCGUAUUCGUAUUCGACCUGAGUAUACGGGCGACUUUUCUUGUGCAGUUCGGUUACCCUGAACUCGGUAGGCUGCAGCCUUGCGUCGAAAAACAUGAUAGAAAUAUGAACAUGGCAAGUGUGUACGGAGCCGUCGACUCAAGUCGAAGUUCUGUUGCAGACAAUCCAAACAGCACAGCCACGUCCAUGCCACUGCCAGUGCUGAAGAGUUGCCAACACGAAAUUCUGAACAUAAUCAUGCACCCGUCGAAGUCCAUAAAGAGAAGUUGUUACUCGGAUUGGUUUGAGCAUUACUUGGAGAGCAGAGUCAGGAAUUUCUCCCGCACCCCACUUGGGCAAUCUCUCAUCCCAUUCAUUUCGGUGGAAGGAAGCCCUAUCAAUGGUCAGUCAGGCGUUGUAAUCAGCAUAUAUCAAAUUUUGGUCAUCAUCGCGAGAGAGGUCGUCUCUGGGGGAACCUCCAUCAAUACCAUAGCUCAAAGAGUGAUGGACUUAAAGCCAGAGACCAGGUCAGCCUCUCCUUAUCGAGUCUAUAAAUUCAUCUUCAAAUGCAUUGCUAUGAUCACUCUAUUGUUCGAUGCUUCCGACGAUAUGGCUUCAUCUAAGCUUCAACUUCAACUACCAAAUGCAUCUUCGCGGAAAAAGUCUCGGUUCAAGCAGAGCUCCAUCUGGAUCCGCAUGGAAUGUCCGAUAUCUGACACCAGUGGUGGAACUAUGGACAUGGAUAUUGACCAUUUGAUGUCGCACUUCGGAAACCUGGCACCUUCUCGCUCGUACCCAUCUUUGGGCCAUAACCAGGACCUUUACAAGAACACGAUCAUAGCAUCAAAUCUAAACUAUCAUACGCUCUCGAAAAUCGGCAAGCUCACCAUUGAAUGGGUUGAAUCUCUGAGUCUUCAUCUGGAGCUUCACGAACGGACUUCUGUUGUUAGGGUCUUUCAGUUUCCUUCAUUUUGCGCCCUUGUUUGUAGCCAGAUGGAUGGUCAAGAGACCCUGUUAUCGAAACUGAUAUCAAAUGGAACUUCGGAGCUCCAGCCUGAUGAAUUGCUAAACAAUGGACAACAGUAUACCUAUAGCAGAGAUUUUCUAAUUGAAGUGCUAUGCUCGUACCGGCUUCUCUUUGGACAACACCACAAGUCAUACACAGCGUUUCCUGGAAUUUGCCCAGGUGGAUUUCAAGACCCCCUUCUGCAACAGCUUUGUGGUACUUCUUGCAAAAGACACGACUUCUAUGACGAGUUAGAAGUCGGCGACAGCAAAGCUAUGUAUUCUGCUGCAUCCGACUUUCCUCUGAUCGGCCAAAGAAUCUUAACUCUACAAGACUACAUGAAUUCGCAGAACCCAAGCGAUUUGAGAACCUUGUGGUAUGACAAGAGGGAUAUACUACGUUGGUACACAUUCUGGGCAGUCGUAUCGGUUGGUGGGCUUGGGAUAUUGCUGAGUAUUGUUUCAGUUGCAUUGACUGCAGCCCAAGUCUCACAAGGGGCACAAAGUCUGAAGUCACAAAGUACAAAUAGCUAAAAACGAAGGGACUCUGUUGCCAGUCUGAGUAUGAUUUCAUUCAAGUAGACGUCAAGGGGAAGAAAUAAUCUCAAAUGACCCUCGGAAAGGACAGUCUUACACAAAGCAAUACAUGGCACAUUGAAAGCUCCUGACCUCC